AUGUCUUCUACAUUUGCUGAGGAUAACAAUUUCAUACCUGAAUCGGUCGCUUCUAAUAGUAGUACCAAUGAUACCACUGUUGCUGCCGCUGCCACGACCACUACUUCUAAUUCUAAUUCUAAUUCUAAUUCUAAUUCCACAAAUAACUCUAAUAACAUUGUCGCUGCUGCCACUGCCGCUGCUGCGUCUCAAAACAAUACACCUACUGUUGUUGAUCCCUUCAAUUCAGCUGAUUCAUUGAACAGAUUCAAUAAUAUUAUCAAUAGUUUACCAUUGAAAACAAGACUAACUAUAUCGUCUCUAUGUCUUUUGGAUAACGUCACUACUCAAUUAUUAAGGUUGUUAAUCUUUAACUCUAAUGCUCCACAUCUAUUGGCACUUUUUACUGAUCAAUCCAAUUAUUUAGCUUCUGGUGAGACUGAGACUUUCCAAAUCUUACUACAAUUAUUCAAACAAAUUAAAACCAUUUAUAACCCUAAAUCCCCACUUUUAAAUGUUCACGAUGUCGCCCCUGGAUUGUGGUUCCCUAAUUCUCCUCCUCCAAUGUUAUUAAGAGGACAUGAAGCAUUUAUUAUCACCGUAAUUAGAAAGACUAAUUUAUUGACUUUCAUUUUAACCGCUUUACAUUGUUUUAAUUAUGGGUUCGAUUUACUGCAAUCAACAUUUUUGGAUAUUUUUUGUCCAAACACUUUAUUUACGGGUACAACGACAAACGAUCAAAAUGGUAAAUUUUUGAAAUCUCAAGCAAUUCUUUAUCUUGAUUUAAAGACCCAGGCUUUAGUUGCUGGGUUGAAGGAAUCUGAAGAUGAAUCUGAUUCAAUCCCAAGAAUUGUUUUGGAGAAAUUAUUAGAUGAAAUCUUCCCACAAGAUUUAGCUGACCAAUUAAUCCAAAGACGUUGCGGUGGUAAUUCUACUGCUACUAACACUAUAAUGACACCAUCCGAACAAGAUUUCAUUGAAAGAUGUACCCGUAGACGCGAAAACUUGUUACAAUUCAGUAAUUUGGACGAACUUAUUUCAAGCUACGAUUGGAAUCAUUUUAUUAAAGAAUUAUUAGAUUAUUGUAACAAAAAUAUGGGUCUUAUCAUCUGGGGUAAAAAGGGACGCGGUAAAUCACCACUUUAUUGCUAUGAUGUUAAAGAAUUCGAUGCUCAGAUUAUCGUAGCAUCUGGUGCUGUGCCUCCAACUGGUAAUCCAGAUUUAUCCACAAUCGACUCAACCGGUAGAAACAAUGCUAAUAUUGUCAAUGAAAAUGGUGAAAUUAGCUCAAUAAUGGAUUCCGAUGUAAAUAGAUCUAAUCUAUCAAGUUCGCGUAGAGGUCAUCAAAUUAGCAAUGAAAGAACGUCCAGUCAAGAACCAGCAAUUGAUGGUAUUGAAGGAACAACUUUUAACUCUGCUGCUGUUCCAACAGGCAGCUCAGGUGUAUUGAUGGAUUCAACAAUUGCAGCCAAUUCUGCAAUGGCCCAAUACAUUGUUAAUGCUGCUGUAGCUUCGUCUGGUACUCGUAUUAAGAAGAUAAAAUCGAAGAGAACAUGGUCUAAAGAAGAAGAAGAUGCUUUAAUAGAAGGUCUAAAGGAAGUUGGUCCAUCUUGGUCUAAGAUUUUAGACAUGUAUGGUCCAGGUGGUAAGAUUUCUGAAGAUUUAAAAAAUAGAACUCAAGUUCAAUUAAAGGAUAAAGCUAGAAACUGGAAAUUACAUUAUUUGAAGACUGGUAAACCAUUGCCAUUCUAUUUGGUAAAGGUCACUGGUACUUUAGAUAAAUCGGUCAAAUCAAAGAAAAGAAAUGCAACUGCUAAUUCUUCUGUUUCCGAUGCUAAUAAUAAUAUGGAAUUGUCCUCAACUCAACAGAAUACUAACCUUAAUAACGAAGCUAGCCAAUCUCAAGAACCAUCAGGUGCUUUGUUUGAAAAUAAUUCAACCACAAAUGAUGCAUUUGAUCCAUCUCUUGAAACUGCUAUGUGA
Molecule: messenger RNA, 1962 nt
Organism: Arxiozyma heterogenica
Lineage: Eukaryota; Fungi; Ascomycota; Saccharomycetes; Saccharomycetales; Saccharomycetaceae
Gene: TBF1
Product: Tbf1p
Exons: 1
Coding region: 1-1962 (653 amino acids)
Biological process (GO): telomere maintenance via telomere lengthening
Molecular function (GO): protein homodimerization activity; double-stranded telomeric DNA binding
Source: RefSeq, a predicted model, not a curated record